Messenger RNA from Paramecium pentaurelia, 231 nucleotides. NCBI's taxonomy places the organism in Eukaryota, Ciliophora, Oligohymenophorea, Peniculida, Parameciidae. The record is from the annotation of a GenBank genome assembly.
AUGUCCAAGAAAACAACGUUUCAUUAAAUCAUAAGUGUAAUUGGAGAUUUGCAUCAUCAUACACUUUUGUCUCCACUUAAUUAAGGAUCUGCCAAAAGAUUAAAAAGGGUUACAUUUGAGACAGAAGCACUUUAUCUCGAAUUCAGAUCAACUGACAGUCCAAUUAAGGUGAAUUCAACUCUUUAAAAACAUCUUUCAUAAAGAUCAAUCUCAGUUAUUACCCAACCUUGA